This is a messenger RNA of Caenorhabditis angaria, 2619 nucleotides long. The record is from the annotation of a GenBank genome assembly. Lineage: Eukaryota; Metazoa; Nematoda; Chromadorea; Rhabditida; Rhabditidae.
AUGGAAAGACCACCUACUGCAUCUGGUCGCCCAAAAACUUCAUCAGGUCGUGCUCCAUCUGCUAAAAGUAGACCAAAUCCACAACCACCUUCGGGAAAUGGUAAGUGAAAAAAUUUACAAUAAUUAUUUAGUGUUCAAAAAAUACUUAUAAUUAUUUUUCAAUUUAUUUUGAAAAUAUAAUUCAGUUGAAGGAUAAUUAUUAAAUUUUCAGUGUCUAAAAUAGCUAUGGAAACUAUCCAAUAAUUUUGAAAAGUUCAAACCAAUUCAGGGAAUGUUAACACUGGAAUCCAGCGACCUCCAUCCAGAUUAACAAUGUCUCGAAUGGGUGGUGCACCCCCUUCAAAUCCUAAUCCACAACCUCAACAAUCUGCACCGCCACCAUCAUCUUCAAUGGGUGGUCGACCACCGAGUCAAGCAAUCCGAGCCCCUCCCACAUCAGGAGGAAUUCGUCCAACUACGGGAAUGGCGAGACCACCUUCUAGUAGUAUUCGACCAGCAACUCAGCAAGGAUUGCGAGCACCGGGAAGUCGAAUGGGAACUGCUAGUUCUAGACAGGUUUUCGAUAAAACAUAUUUCAUGGGAGUUUUGAGAGCGAAAAUUAACAUGUUGAAUGUGGAAAUUGCGAGAAUGCGCGAAAGAAAAGAAAAAGGUGAAAAAGAUCGAAAUGAACUACAUGCUUAUGAAUCAAGAGCACAGGCACAAGCAUUGGAAAUAAGAGAUUUACAAGGACAACUGGUUGAUUUGAAUGUGGUAAGUUAUCCCCGGAUUUUUCAAUCGGAUUUUUUUCGGAAUCUAAAAGAUCUCGAGAAAUACCCCGGAAGUUGUUCCGAUCUCAUGUUAAUCUAUCUUUGGAACCCUGUUGAUUCUAGAACUUCAGAAUUCCCACUAGCCCGUAUUCGGAAUUCUAAUAAAAAUGAAUGUUUUAGCUUCUUGAUCGAAUGCAUAUGAAUGGUGAUAUGACAGAUAUUGAAAUCGAAGCAACAAAAUUGAAAGAAAAAGCUGACGAACUACAAGGUGAAUUGGACGAAAUGUUCCAAGUUCGACAAGAAAAAGAAGAAGAAGCCCAAAACUUACAAAUGGAAGUUGAAGAGCAGAAAAAAUUGAAUGAAGCAGUGACGUCAGCAAUGGUGAGAAUUCUUUUUCCUGAAAAUAUAACAAAUAAAAUAAUUUCAGGAACCAUCAGAAAAAGAAAGAUUUGAAGAUUUAAGAGCUGAAAGUGUUAUUUUGAGAGAAAGAGUUGCUGAGAUGGAAAAAAUCAUCGAAGAAAUGGAUGAACAAAUUGCAAAAUAUGAAAUGGAAUUGGAAAGUAAUCCGAUGAAGAAAAAGGCUAUGGCUUUGCAAGAAACAUUGGAUGGAAUGAAAAAAAUUGAAAAACAAUUACUCGAUGAUAAAAACAGUCAGGUACAAAAUACAAAAGAGUAGAGCAUUUUUCUGUCGGCAACAGCUUGUAGGUCAAAUUUUUUUGCGAGUUUAGAAAUGAAACAUUUUCGAAAAAUGUUCUUUGAAUCGUAUAAAUUUCAAAUUUUCUAGUAAUUUGGUGAUAGUAACAAAAUGAAUUUCUAAAACAACCAUUUUUUUAUUCAGGAAACCCCAGAACAAAGAAAGGAAAAAUUGAUUGAAUCAAUGAAACAAUUGAACUUGGAUAUAGGAGUUAUUGACAAACAAUGUGAACAAGUAAAAGAACAAGUAUCACAGGCUUCUGAAGAGUUACAUGAAUAUGAAUCUAUGGACGAUUCUCAACACGGUAAUAAUAAUCCAUUUGUUGAAUUAAAUAAUUAUUCUUAUUCUAGUGAAACAUCAUGCGCAAUAUCUGGAUCUUCUUUCAAAAGAUCAUCAAAUCGAAGAUCUUCUUCAAACAUAUCCGAAAGAAAUGCCAUUACUGCAACAAGAAUUAGAAGAAUAUGCAAAUGCUAUUGUAUUGAAUCUUCGUAAAAUAUCAGCAAACUUGAGAAAAGUGAAUAUUGAUGAUCAAAUAAAUGAUAUGGAUGAAGGAGGUCUUGAUUUGAACACAGGAAAUAUUGCUGAAUUGAAAGAAAGUGAGUUUGAAAUUCGUAUUCCUUAUUCUUAUCGCUAGAAAAUUUAAACUUCACAAUUCGUUUAAAAUUUCAGUGCAUGUUAGACUUCAAAAUGAAUUAAUUUCUUUGGAAGAUAUGGAUAUGGCAAUAAAUCAACAAACUGAUCAAUUGAAUGAAAAAAAGAUACAAAUCGAAAAAGAAAUAAAAGAACAACAAAGGAUUAUGGAUAUGGAUGAUGAAACAUAUUUCAAAGUGAGAGAAACUUAUUUAUUUUUCGCCAACAAAAAAUUACUAUGAGUUUCAGGAACUGGAAACUCGAGAAAAUCAACUCGAACAACAAUUGCCUGAAGUUGAAGGCGAAUUCAAAAAACUACAGAUGGAAUAUAAUAAUAUUCGAAGUUCAAUGGAAACACCAAAAAACCAGAUGAAAUUAAAGAAGUUUCACAAAAUUCGCGAAAUCAAAGAGCGAAGUAAAAUGAAAGAAAAUGAAAUGAAAAUGUCACGCGAAAGUUUCGAUUAUUUGCCAAUUAAAGAAGAAGCAACUCGAUUACGAUUGGAAUUUAAUCAGAUUCUCAUUGAAAACGCCGGAAAACGAUUUUUGUGA